Messenger RNA from Amorphotheca resinae ATCC 22711, 1677 nucleotides. RefSeq lists its product as hypothetical. Bases 1 to 1677 code for a protein of 558 amino acids. Gene Ontology annotation, cellular component: mitochondrion; cytosol. The record is from RefSeq and is a predicted model, not a curated record. Gene Ontology annotation, biological process: glycolytic process; glucose 6-phosphate metabolic process; intracellular glucose homeostasis. Lineage: Eukaryota; Fungi; Ascomycota; Leotiomycetes; Helotiales; Amorphothecaceae. Gene Ontology annotation, molecular function: ATP binding; mannokinase activity; glucokinase activity. The transcript has 3 exons.
AUGGCCCUCCUGGCCGAAGCAAAGCGCGUGGCCGCGGAAUUCGACUUUAGCGACAAUGACGUACAGAAGACCGUGGCCGAGUUCAUCGCCGAGAUGAACGAGGGAUUGGAGAAGAAUGCGACCACCAUGAGCCAAAUCCCUACAUAUGUCACUGCCGUUCCUAAUGGCACGGAAAAGGCAAGCAGAUCCCCCCCUCUACCCAUCAGAGGACUGUACCUGGCUGUUGACCUUGGGGGAACAAAUUUCCGGGUCUGCUCCAUUCAAUUGAAUGGAGAUACUACAUUCAGUCUUACACAAUCGAAAGUAGCCAUACCACGAGAACUGAUGGAGGCCAAGACGGCGAAAGAGCUCUUUUCAUUCCUGGCCAAGCAGAUAGAGCUGUUCUUAAAGACCCACCACGAAGACCACUUCGAGGCGCACAUCAGGCGGCGUCAGACGGUCAGCUCACCCGAAGGAUACAGAGAUGAGCAUAUCUUCAGGCUAGGUUUCACGUUUAGUUUUCCCGUCCACCAGAUUGGAAUCAACAGAGGAACACUUAUUAGAUGGACGAAAGGCUUUAAUAUCCCAGAUGCAGUGGGUCAGGAUGUGUGUGCUCUGCUACAAAAGGAGAUCGAUCUCCUCAGAUUACCGGUGAAGGUAGCAGCUCUUGUAAACGAUACCGUCGGCACACUUAUGGCACGCUCCUACACAUCUCCUGGGAAGACAGGAACUCUCCUUGGAGCUAUCUUUGGCACAGGUACCAAUGGCGCCUAUGUCGAGAAGCUGUCCAAGAUCACCAAGCCAAUGGAGGGCGAAUACGAUGCCACUACUGGAGAGAUGGUGGUAAAUACAGAAUGGGGCUCGUUCGAUAACGGCAUGAAAGUUCUACCUAGCACGAUCUACGACGAGAUUUUGGACAAAGACAGUGUCAACCCUGGAAUCCAAAUGUUUGAGAAGCGCAUCUCGGGCAUGUUUCUUGGAGAAAUCCUCCGUAUUGUCCUCGUUGAGAUGAUGAAGACUCCCGGCAUUCCCCUAUUCCGCGAUGAUAGCUCCACCGUCUCGGAGUCUUCUCCCCUAUUCAAGCAAUGGGCAGUUGACAGCAGUAUCCUCUCUAUCGCGGAAGCAGAUAACAGCGAGGGACUGUCCUCUCUACGCCAGGAGAUAGAGAAGUCCCUCGGCGUCUCAGCUGCGUCCUUCGAAGAUGCCCAAGCCGUAAAGGAGAUCUCCCACGCGAUUGGCAAACGUGCAGCCAGAUUAGCAGGCGUAGCAGUCGGAGCCAUCGUCCUGCAGACCGGGCGUCUCACCCCCGGCACUCCAGACACAUCUAAAGCCGCUACCCUCCAAAAGAUCAAGGACCUUGAACUCGGCGACGCCAAGCCUGCAGCCACCGUGAGCGUGGAAGGCGAGGACGGGGGAAUCGUAGACAUCGGUGUCGAUGGCUCCUUGGUUGAAUUCUAUCCCGGCUUCGAGGAUUACAUGCGCGAUGCGCUAAGAGUGAUGGGUGGUAUUGGGGCCGCCGGCGAGAAGAGAAUCCGCAUCGGCAUCGCCAAAGACGGGUCGGGUGUCGGUGCAGCUUUGAUUGCACUCGUGGCGGCGAAGAUGGAGAAAGGUGCGUCGGGUUCUAUCGGCGGUCUCCCCACAGGAUCGGUGGAGCACAAAGAGGAGGAUAAAGGAGAGCACGCGCAAAGCGGCUGGUAA